Molecule: messenger RNA, 486 nt
Organism: Cylicostephanus goldi
Lineage: Eukaryota; Metazoa; Nematoda; Chromadorea; Rhabditida; Strongylidae
Source: the annotation of a GenBank genome assembly
AUGCUCCGCACGCUGGUGCCCAGCGUGCGGGCUGCACGGUUGCUGGCCACGGAUGCUGUGCCAUCAUCGUCCAGUGUUGUUGAAGAAAGGUCUGUAAAGAAGAUAGGAAGAGCUUUGGAGACCUAUAUAAAGCUUAGUAGAGAGCAUGUAUCUAUGAUGGCUAGAGAGCGGGCCGAUUUUGAGUUGGGAAAGCGACACUUGGCAAAUAUGAUGAAUUUGGACCCUCACGCCUUGACACAGGCUGAUAUUGAUGAAGCCAUUAGAUAUCUGUUCCCGUCUGGUUUAUUCGAUCCGAACGCUCGCCCAGUGAUGCGACCUCCGGAUGAAAUCCUUCCAAAAUUUCAUCGAUUUGACUUUGACGACGAAGGUCGACCGAAAGAUACACGAUUCUUUACAUUGCAACCAAAAUUUUAUGGUCUCUUAUCGGAUAUUGGCAUCAAAACAAAAUCGGUGACAUCAUUCUACAAUGACCAUAUGUCAGCGGGU